AUGGAGACUUCGGAGUCCAUUGGGAAAGAUGCCCAUGUUUUGCAAGUUCUCGUGCUUGACGGUGGUUUCGGAACGACACUGGAGGAUAUGUUCCACCAGAACAUAUCCACACCCCUGUGGUCAGCGAAGCCUAUCGAGGACAACCCGGCACUGAUUAUCGAGACACAUCUUGCGUUCUUGCGGGCCGGCGCAGAUGUCAUUCUCACCUCAACAUACCAAUGUGCAUUCAGCACAUUCGAACGAUGCGGCUACGGGAAGGACGACGCUAAACGGAUAAUGUGCAAGGCUAUCAAGCUGGCGGCGGAAGCCCGAAGACGCUUCGUGAACGAACAAGCGGACAGCGGAGCGUGGGCGACUGCUAGAAGGAUCAACAUCGCACUAUCGUUAGGCCCUUUCGGAGCAACGCUCUCUCCCGCGCAAGAAUUCGACGGCUUCUACCCUCCUCCGUAUGGUCCGCGAGGAUACUCCGAGGACGGAAAGAAUUGCAAUGCCUUCCAGGACACCCAGGAGGGACGGCGACUCGAGGAAGAAGCUAUAGAUGCGUUGACGGCGUUCCACCUGGAGAGGCUGCGCGUGUUUACGGAGGACAGGGAUGUGUGGGACCUGAUCGACUUCAUCGCAUUCGAGACAGUGCCACUCACGAGGGAGGUCAAAGCGAUUCGCAGGGCCGUAGGGAUGCUACAGAACGAAACAGGUGUAGCAGAAAUGAAACCGUGGUGGAUCGGCACCGUAUAUCCCGGCGGUCGCUUCCCCGAAGAGCGGACACAAGGUGGAGAGAGACUCAGGGCAUGCGACGUCGCGGAAGCCGCAUUGGGACAGAAAGGGCGCAUUCAAACACCACAUCCAUGGGGUUUAGGCAUUAACUGCACAGAACCGAAGUACCUCGGCGGACUACUGCAGGAGAUGACGAGUGCGGUUGGCCAUAUACUCAAUGGCAAGCAGAAGCCGUGGCUGGUUGUGUACCCAAAUAGAGGCGACGCGUACGAUCCGGCGACGCAGACGUGGUCAACAGGGGAGCCACCAGCGGUGGGUGAGGGUUGGGCACGCAGGCUGUGCGAGAUGGCCCAGCCAAUCUUGAAACAAGAAGUCUGGCACGGAGUAAUUGUAGGAGGGUGUUGCAAGACAGGCCCUGCAGAGAUCGCGGCACUGGCACGAGAGGCGAGAAAAGAGCACCUGGGUAUUGACGAGGCUUAG
This is a messenger RNA of Laetiporus sulphureus 93-53, 1194 nucleotides long. Its product is annotated as Homocysteine S-methyltransferase. The transcript has 3 exons. The record is from RefSeq and is a predicted model, not a curated record. The coding region runs from base 1 to 1194 and encodes 397 amino acids. Gene Ontology annotation, biological process: S-methylmethionine cycle. Gene Ontology annotation, molecular function: S-adenosylmethionine-homocysteine S-methyltransferase activity; zinc ion binding. NCBI's taxonomy places the organism in Eukaryota, Fungi, Basidiomycota, Agaricomycetes, Polyporales, Laetiporaceae.